Molecule: messenger RNA, 1380 nt
Organism: Rhagoletis pomonella (apple maggot)
Lineage: Eukaryota; Metazoa; Arthropoda; Insecta; Diptera; Tephritidae
Exons: 1
Coding region: 1-1380 (459 amino acids)
Source: RefSeq, a predicted model, not a curated record
AUGCGGAAAAUCGUGUCGAACAUAAAUUCACCCCUUUCAAACAUUUCCCGCUUGUUAGUGAAGGAUUUAAAGAAAUUCGGUUCCUUCGAUGGUUACUCUGUAAAAAAUUCAUUGGAUUUUAUAGAAAAAGUGCGUGACAUUGAAAUUGAAAAAGAUGAAAUAAUGAUUUCCUUUGAUGUUGAAGCCCUUUUUUCGUCGAUUCCUGUCGAUACGGCCAUUGAAGCAAUUCAAAACCACUUAAAUAAAUUCAGUUUACCUGAAGACAAGUUCAAUGCAUACAUAAAUGCGAUUAAAAUCUGUAUGAAGCACAAUUUCUUUCAAUUUCGCGGCGUUUACUACAACAACAACUUCGGCUGUAGCAUGGGUAACAGUCUAUCACCAUAUGUAGCAGAAGCUUUUAUGUGCGAUUUCGAAUCGCAACUCAAAAGUGAAGGUGUUUUGCCACGAAUUUGGCUUAGAUAUGUAGACGAUACUUUCGCCAUAGUGAAAAUAUCCGACAUAGAAAAAAUACUCGGAACACUCAACAGCCGCUAUCCGAGUAUCAAAUUCACUUUUGAAAAGGAAGACGAGAAAACAAGUUCUCUACCUUUUCUUGAUAUUCUUAUUAAGCGACAAGGAAAGAAAAUUGAAUUUGGCGUUUAUCGGAAGUCAACAUCGACCGACCGAUACAUUACACACGACUCCUAUUGCACAUAUCAGCAAAAAUUGUCAUCAUUUAAUUCAAUGGUUUACUGCCUCUGCUCCUUGCCAUUGUCUGCACAAGACUAUAUGGAAGAAUAUAAACAAAUAAAACACAUAGCAGACAUAAAUGGCUUCAAGAGAUCACUUACCGAUCAGCUGAUAAGUAAACAAUCUAAUCGAAUAAGACGGAACAAGGAGAGCACGCUUUUCUUACAAAAUCGCACCGCAAGGUCGUCUCAACCACAGCGUGUUUCAUUACCCUAUUUUCCCGCCAUCACAAAUACAUUGAAGCACGCCUUCCAAAAAUGCAAUUUGCAAGUAGUUUACACCAACAAUAACAUACUGAGAAAUGCGCUUGGUUCCACCAAAGACAAAUUGCCGACGGAAGAACAGAGCGGAGUUUACGAAGUAACCUGUUCGCAUUGCAACUGCAAAUAUAUUGGGCAGACAAGGAGGUCGCUACGUGCACGAAGAUUAAAAAAGAUAGACAACGCUAUCGCCGCACAUGCAUUCGACCUCAACAACACUCGCCCACACAAUUCGAUAUCGAUGGAAGAAAAUGUUCGUUUAUUAAAAAACGUUAGGAAUCCAGCAAAAUUGGAUGCUUAUGAAUCGCUUUUUAUUUCCAUCAACAAUAAUUUAAUGAACCUAGAACCUGGCGCAAUUAAUUCUCCACUAUUUAGCUGUGUAAGAAAGUAA